AGGAACAAACACAGACGAGAACAGAACAAAAAGAGUCGCAAAUAAGAAGAACCUUGAAGAGUUGCAGCAUAAUUAUUAUCCAUUUGCCACGUUUUGUAUUGGUGUGGCCCAGCAGCUGCAGGGAUGUGGAUAGAAACCAAAACAGAGAUGGAGGAGGCCAGCAGGACGCGUGCCAGCUUCAGUCGGCGUGUGUUGAAUGGCCUGCUAUUGUGCAGUGGAGACAUGGAGCACUUGGAUAAGUACAUGAAGGACAAGUCAUUUGUGCUACAGCUGGCAGUCUGUGGCCUGAGAGGGGUGACCAGGGUAAUUCUGGCCAACAACCCGCUGAGUGGUGGUCUCAUCCUGGCUGCCCUGUACUGGGCUUCCCCCUGGCAGGGCCUGCUGGGAACUCUGGGAGUGUUGGCCUCCACGCUAACAGCUGUCAUCACAGGACAAGACAGUGUUGAGGUGGCGGGAGGUCAUCAUGGUUUUAAUGGCAUGUUGGUGUCUCUGCUUAUGGGAGUGUAUAGCUCAGCUGGAGACUGGUACUGGUGGCUCCUGCUGCCUGUCUUCCUGGGGUCGGCAACAUGUGUCUUUCUGUUUAGUGGACUCUCAUCGUUUUUAGACCGCUGGGACUUGCCUGCUGCCGUGUUUCCCUUCAACAUUAUUAUCAUCCUCUACCUCCUGUGUACUGGCCCAGAACACCCCUAUUUUCCACACCACUCAAUAAAACCACCAGGGGCCCUGGAGCCCAAUGCUACAGAGCUCAUAGCAUUACAGGUAAUACGUGGCAUCCCUCUUGGAGUGGGUCAGAUCUUUGCCUGUGGGGACCUGGGACCGUCCCUUCUCAUCUUGGGAGCAGUUUUCCUCUACUCCCCCUUGCUCACUGUCCAUGCUCUGCUGGGAUCCGCAGUAGGAACGCUGACCGGUUUGUCCAUGGCAGUGCGUCAUGAAUCUCUGUACUCAGGUCUGUCAGGGUUUAAUGGAGCUCUGGGCUGCAUGGCUGUUGGAGGAUUCUUCAUCUUCAGCUUGUGGACGCACCUCUUUGCUAUCGCCAGUGCCUUCUUCUCUGCAUAUGCUAACAUUGCUUUGAGCAAUUUGAUGGGAACUGUUGGUCUGCCAGCAUGCAGCUGGGCAGCUACUCUGGUGGCCACACUGAUGUUGCUGUUGACCGGCAGUUUAGCAGCGUACCGCAUCCCGACUGGUCAAGUGAGAGCUCCUGAACGCAACCUGCAGUUGCGAAGCCAAUGGGAAGCUGGAAACACCGAAGAAAGGGAGAGCGCAGAUGUGUAGCGUGAAGAUAGACAUGCACCUGUGUACGCAGCACUGUAUCUGGACUGUCAUGUUGUUAGCUGGAUGGAGUAGACCAUAAAAGUUUUAGGUAAACAUUCUCAUGUCAGCAUAGGCUUGUUAAAGAUGGUGAACACUUUACUGAACACUUUAAGGAGGAGUUCAUUCUAUAUUUUGCCCACAGUGUGGCAAUUAAGGCACAGUAGUGAAUUGAUCAGUUGUCUUUACAUAAAUGUAUGUAUUCAAA
Messenger RNA from Maylandia zebra (zebra mbuna), 1516 nucleotides. RefSeq names its product urea transporter 2. NCBI's taxonomy places the organism in Eukaryota, Metazoa, Chordata, Actinopteri, Cichliformes, Cichlidae. Gene Ontology annotation, biological process: urea transmembrane transport. Gene Ontology annotation, cellular component: membrane. The record is from RefSeq and is a predicted model, not a curated record. Gene Ontology annotation, molecular function: urea transmembrane transporter activity.